Epinephelus moara (kelp grouper) is the source of this 4587-nucleotide messenger RNA. RefSeq lists its product as uncharacterized. NCBI's taxonomy places the organism in Eukaryota, Metazoa, Chordata, Actinopteri, Perciformes, Serranidae. The record is from RefSeq and is a predicted model, not a curated record. The transcript is spliced from 15 exons. The coding region runs from base 200 to 1810 and encodes 536 amino acids.
UUGAUAUUGAGAGCAGACAUUGAGACUGAGAGGAGAGAUUGAUUGAGAGAGAGAGGAGAGUUUAGAGGAUUGUUAAGUGGAGACCAAGAGCUACAUUUGCAGCUAUUUGCCGCAAUUUGCAGCUCUUUCUUUGAGCCUUUGGAUUAAACUUCGUUUUUUUCCCGUGUGGAUUUCCUUGAGGACUUGUGGUGGACGCACGAUGCCUCGUGUCAAGUCCUUCCGCCGUUCUCAGGCAGCUAGGAGGAGGAUGGCGGAGCGCCCUACUGUGGUCUUCGGACCUCAACGGGCUGGCACCAACUCCUGUGCACCCCGCGGUACUGGUUACAGCCAUGCUGUGUUGCAGUGGCCAAUUCCCUCGCUGACUGGACGCAGUCACAAAUUGGUCAUUCCAGCUGAGGCACCAGGCAAGAAGUUCGUUCUUGUUGUAGGAGCCUCCCAUCUACGUGCCCUUGUAGAUGGUUUUGUCAUGAUGCCAGAGGGACGUAUCUCCUUUGGCUACAUGUCCACCCCAGGGGCCUGUGCGACUGAGUUGAGGACCGAGUUGCUUAAUGCUGCUGUCACUCGGACACCCGACGUAGUCUGUGUUAUGGCCCCUAGCAACAACCUGACAGCAAGCAGAACCGUGGACGAGGCAGGAGCUGACUUCCGCAAGCUCCUUUUGAGCGCCUGUAGUCGCUGGCAAACAGACUUCACGCCUCGUCUGAACGUCGAUGUUGUUCUGCAAGACCUCAUGCGCCAAGAGUUUCGUCGCGUGGCAGCCAGCAUGGGUAAGUUUAAAGUUUCUAGUCCCAGUACAGACGGUCACAACCACGCACAGUAUGGGUAUAAAAUACUUGACUGCAAGAUUAACAGUGCAUCAGUCUUCAUAAGAAGCUUACACCCUUUCGUGGCGCUAAGCUACGAAGACCAAUGCAAACAGGUAGAGGGAAAAAAAAAAAAAGGAAUGGAGAUCUUGGCUCAGUUGCUGUGGGUUUCGGCCUACCAGCAACUGGAAACACCAUCGCCCAAGCCUAAGGUUCCUCACAAACCACCACCCCCUGUGAGAACCUUCGCUCCCAAGGUGGUCGUGAAGGGAGAGGUUGUCAAGCCACGUCAGUCGGACCCUUUUGAGUGGACGCAUGUUGGCAGGGACAGGAAGAGAAACCAUCCUGAGGACAACGAGCAGACCUCUGAUGAAACCAAACGCAGGAUGGUUCACCAGCAGGUGGUGUUGAAGGAGUGCUUCAUCCCACUGAAUCCUGUCCGCUUCAGUACUGCCAUUUUGGAUGCAAUGGAUCGUGCUGUUCCAUCGCAUCUGCCUACCCCUGUGUGUGACGUGUCCACACCCGUUCCACAUGGCAAGCAGGCGCCAGUUGUGGAACGAUGGCGGACAUCUGUGGCCUCAAAGAGGAGACCUGCUAGGCAGCAGGUAGCGGCAAAGCCAAGAGUUGCGACUUUGUCCACCGAGGCUUCAGCGACCAGUCCUACACGCGGGGCUGUGUUGGAGGAGGCAUGUGCAGUUUGUGUGGAGGCAGCAUCGAGCGUUGUGGAGGUGUCUUCCCAGGCUACACCUACCAGCCCUGUGCUGUCCGCUGGUCCUGCCCGUCCUAUCCCGUGUGCCCGUGCUGCCCCACCAGCCAGAGCUGCGAGGGAGAGGGUUGGUGCACUUACUGCGGAGGCGACCCUGACCCUGGGUGCUGUGGAGGUGACUUCCGAGCCGUCACCUACCAGUCCUGUUCCAGUGGCUGUGGGGGAGGAGAAGAGCCUACAGAUGCAGCGUACGCCACUAUCCACCAAAGGUAUCGAAAGCGCAAAUCUGAGGGUAAACUAAAAUCUGCCAGUGACCUGGAUGCAAAAGAAUCAAAGAGGCAACAAAAAAAAUGGAGACAAAAUUCUGCGAAAUAUUACAGAAAAAUGAAGACCUUAAGAGAUGUUUUAGAUCUCACCCCACCCUCGAUCACUGAUGACACUGACGUACAGCCUGGACCACCACGCAGGGUCUUACAUCGUAUCUCAGAAAAUGGUCAAAAUCACAGAGCUCAUGAAGGUCCUUCACCAGUAGUCUCCCCAAGAACAUCAACACCAAAAAGAAAGAGGCCUGCUGCAUCCAAGCUUAGAGCCAAACUCAAAAAAAAAAACAAAUCCUUGGAAAUGAAAGACAGAGAAAUAGACAGGCUUAGAAAGCAAAUAAAGCGAAUGAAAAGAAGAAACUAAAACAAGGAAUAAGCCUACAACAGUCCGUUCAUCCAUCAAUAGGAGACAACUGAUGGGAAGUGCCAUAAGAACCUUCUUUCAUCGUGAUGAUGUAUCCACGAUUGUGAAUGGGAAAGCAGGAGAGAUCAGGCGAAGUGGGCAGGUGUUCCGGAGAAGGUUUCUCUGUGACACUAUAGAGAAUCUUCACAAACGUUUUCUGAUGGAGAAUCCAAGCAGGAAGAUUUCUCGUGCUCAGUUUUUCAAGUGCCGCCCUUUCUGGAUCUCUAGUCCAACACUAUUGGACAGGGAAACGUGUGCAUGUAAAAUUCAUGAGAAUUUUGAGGGUAAAAUAAAGAAGUUACACCAACUGGGAAUUGCAGGUGUAUCAUCUUGUUUAGAUGUGGUUGACUUUGUGGUGUGUGAGAGAGGGAACAUGGAUUGCAUGUGCAGGCGAUGCAAAGAUUGCAAAAGCAAGUCAUUCUCCCCAAUGCUGGAUCCAAAUACAAAAGACAACAUAGUCCAGUGGAAGGAGUGGGUGAGCAGGUCCACACCCAUCACAAAAAAAGGGGAAAAUGGAUCAACUGUUGAAAUAGAGGUCAAGACAACCAGCCUUGAAAAAUGCUCUGCCUCCAUUGAGAAGCUUGUGAGUCUUACUGAAGAAUCACUUUCUCGCUUCUGUAAACAUACAUACAACAUUAAACAUCAAUUUGAGCAUAUCCAGAUCUUGAAGUCAAACCUGCAGGACGAUGAAGCUGUAGUUCAUGUAGACUAUAGUGAAAAUUACAACUGUAAAUGGAACAAGGAGAUCCAGGAGGUCCACUUUGGAGGAUCACACAGACAGGUGACACUCCACACAGGGGUGCUCUAUCUGAGUGGAGGAAGACUAGAAUCAUUUGCUUCGGUGACAGACUGCCUCAGACAUGAUGCUGCUGCGACAUGGGCACACCUGGACCCAGUUUUAGAGCACCUCCGAAGUCACUACCCUGCUGUCACCAAGGUCCACUUCCUGUCUGAUGGGCCUACGUCACAGUACAGGAACAAAACUGCCUUCUACCUGGCUUCAACUGUGCCAUUCCUCAAAGGUUUUAGUUACAUUACUUGGAACUUCACUGAGGCCUCACAUGGAAAAGGAGCACCUGAUGGUGUUGGAGGUGCUCUGAAGAACCUUGCCGAUCGGAUUGUGGCAUGUGGGACUGAUAUACCGGACAUGAGAGCACUCAUCACAAAUCUGAAACAGCAUUCUGGUGUGAGAAUAUUUGAAGUCACAGAGGAGGAGAUUCUCAAAAGCUCUGAGUUGGUUCCUCCCUCACUCAAACCUGUGCCUGGCACAAUGAGCGUGCACCAGCUCAUUGCAAAGGAAGCAGGCUGCAUCAGGGUUAGAGACGUCUCCUGCUUCUGCAAAAGCUGGUGUGACUGCUUCUCUCCAAGAGAAUUAAGAUUUUCCUGUUCACAUAACAGUGGAGCGGAAAAGGAGGAAGGAGAUACAGAUGCAAGAGCAAUUGAAGUUGGGACAUGGGUUCUGGUGAACUACGACGGAGACCUUUUUCCAGGCAUUGUUACACAGAUUGUUGCUGAGCAGUACGAGGUGGACACAAUGUACAGGGCAGGACCGAACAGGUUCUUCAUCCCAACAGUCAAGAUACCAGGGGACAAAGUGUGGUACUUCCCGGAGGACAUUAAGGAAGUCAUCCCAGAGCCAAUGCCUGCAACUUCUUCUGCUCGUCAUUUUUGUGUCUUGCCUCAAAUUUGGGCAAAGUACUCAAAAAACAUCUGAACUGCAUGAAAUGGCAUUUCCAUGAGUUUUGAUGAGUUUUAUCUUUUUCAUGUUCAGUUGUCAAAAUGUUAAUGUCAGUUAUGUCAUGUCCUGUUGACCUUUUCCUUUAGAUGAAAUGAAAUUAUUCACAUUACCGCAACAUGUGAUCUCAUCCUCCGCAAUGGACAUUUCAUUACUGUUACAGAUGAAAAUAAACUGAUAUUUUCAUAUUUCUAUUCUUCAGAGAAAUUUAUUUGUUCAUUUAUUAUAUUAUGUUCCUUAACUAUGCUCCACGUGUUUUCUGGAAAUCAUUUCUUGUUAACAAAGAAAUAAUUUGAAAAAUUUGGCUCUAAAAUACCUUUAGCAUAUCGGUAAUGAGAGUUACUACUUUUUAAAUGUGAUUAAAAAUAUAUAAAACAAUACUAUUGAUGCACUGUGCUGUUCAUUCAAUGUGCUCAUUAAUGUAAAUGUGAAAAAUUCAGUAAAAAUCUUUUUUUAAUUAAUGGUCUGCUUUCUCCAUUCUCCAUAUCGGUAAUGAGAAUUAUUCUGGAUCAUGCUGGUAUGAAAUUGGAAUAAAAUUGAAUUAAAUUGUUUUCCUGUAUAACUUUUAUCAAAAGAUAAAAGUUCACAUUCUACUUUAAUCACUAGAGUUAAAAAAUCUG